AUGGGAUUGCUGGGAGCUGUAGGAUUUUCCUUAGCUUUGGUGUCUCUCACGCAGAUACACCAGUGCAGUGCACAAGCAUGUAAAAUCUUGUCAGCAAAGCCAAUGAGCGCCUCGUCCAUUUGGAUACAAUGGGAAGGUUACCCAGACGCAACAAGCUACCUGUUAGACACCAGAAGGGUCAACUCCACAGAUACGGCGCCAAUCAUCCUCGUGUCAAGCGGACGAGUGACCGAGAGGACCGUUCAGGGUCUGAGUCCCGGGACCGACUACCUCGUGACUCUUAAAGUGGUCAAAUUUUUAUCUGUGGACUGUGUGACGUCGGUGUCGGUGACCACAGUGCCCGACACAUCACAAAUCUUAAACGGCUCGUCACCAACAAGUACUUCGAUCUCUCUAAGAUGGACAAGCGUACCAUCCGCAAAGUACUACGUCCUGCAGGUGAUCUCCCAGACGACGAGAGGCAUGCUGAACUUCAGCCUCACCGACACCUCGACCGUGGUGACGAACCUGCAGCCCACCACCAACUACGACUGCUACGUUUUCACGGCCAACCAGGCCGGCUGGGGCAGCGGAAGCAAAGUCAGGACCAUCACAACGUUGGUGCAGCCCCCAGUUGGAAUCAAAGCAACCCAAACUAACGUGGGAACGGCGAGAAUCACGUGGGAGCCGGUGCAGAACGUCCUGAUGUACCAGGUCGCCUUGCAGGACGCCGACGAGCCCGCCGCCAAGCCGUCCGUGUACAACGUCACCGACACCAAGCUGGACGUGAGCGGCAUCCUCCCGUGCACCAACUACCUGAUCUCCGUGUUCUCAUUCAGCAAGUUCCUGCUGCUGAGCGAGCCCACGAAGCACAACUACACCACCAACAAGUUGGCACCAGUGUCUUCAGUCUCGGUGGACUACUCCUGCUCCACGAACUCUGUCACGGUUUCAUGGUCGUCCGUCCAAGGAGCCGACUCCUACCUGGCCACGGCAGUGGGUGAAAACGGAACCAAGAUGGAGUGCACGGACCGCAGCACCAGCUGCAACAUCAAAGGACUCAGCUGUGGCCAGGACUACGAGGUGCACGUAAUACCGAUGUCCAACAACUGCAGGAACCGGAUCAAUGCCACAUCAGCAUCGUUCCAGACUGUACGUAACGUGGUGCGGCUACGAGGUUUAAAUUACUGCUGUGAUGUGUCUUACUUUCAAGCCCCCUGUCCUCCUGGCAACCUGACGUUGCUGCGGGAAUGCAGCAGUGACGUUAUCGUCUUCUCAUGGAAUCACACCAGCAACGUAGAUUACUACAUGGCCAUGGCAGAGGACUCAAAGGGAGAGGUCAUGAACUGCCUGACUGAAGACAACUCGUGCUACUUCACACGCACAGCGUGCGGCCGACGGUAUUCCUUCACGGUCUUCUCCAUCACAGAGGGCUGCAGGAGCGCCGUCAGCUCCCCUGUUGGCAUUCAAACAGCUCCGUGCAUUCCCCAGAACCUGCAGACCUCAGCCAGCUGCAGCAGUGACAUUCUGGUCAGCAAGUGGGACCACUCUGAGGGGGCCUUGUGGUACAUGGUUGAGGCUGAAGGCAACAUCAGGAACAGCACCUAUAACUGCAGCUCCCGGUCCAACAGCUGCGCCAUGGAGGGCGUCCUCUGCGGAGAUCAGCUGACCAUGACCAUCACGGCUCACGAUGACGACUGUUCCAGUCCAGCACAGCUGGGGCCUCCUGCUGAGACAGUCCCAUGCGUGCCCCAGGGCGUGGCGGCUGUAACGCAAUGUGGAUCCGACUCCAUCAGGGUGACGUGGAAGAUGAACAGCGGAACGCUUUUCUACAUCGCCUUCGCCAAGGGCAGCGACGGUGUGACCAGCAGCUGCAACUCCCUGGCUGCGUCCUGCGUCAUCAGCGGCCUGAAGUGCAGCAGCAACUACACCGUCUACGUCAUCGCUUCGAACUUCUACUGCAACAGCUCCGAAAGCGAGACGGUCAUCUUAAAAACAGCCGCCUGCUCCCCAGAUAGUGUCUCUACGUCCCUGGACUGCGCCUCCAACAAGGCUUUGGUUUCCUGGCAGUGGCCGUCACCAAUAAACUCCUUCACCGCCACCGUGGAGGACGAGGUUGGCGGACGUCUGAGCUGUAACUCCACCACCACCAGCUGCAAAGUUUCCAACCUGACGUGUGGCCGAAACUACAGCGUGUCCGUGUCUCACCUUGAUGCCGCCAGCUGCUCCAGCGUUCCCUCUAAGCCCAUCCAAAUGGAGUCUGUUCCCUGCGGCCCGUCCAACGUCCGCGUGAAGCUGAACUGUGCGUCCGGUGCUGCGAACAUCAGCUGGGACGCACAGAGAAAAGCAGACGGCUACGUCACUGUAAUCUCAGACGCAAACCAGACGACGAUGACUCGGCACAACACCACGCAACCCAUGCUGAGCAUUGGCUCAAAGGAAUGCGGGCAGGAGUACACGGUGAAGGUGAUGUCCUUCAGCGGGAGCUGCGUCAGCUUUCCGUCAGAGACACACUUCAAAGAGCCUCCGUGCGUGCCCACUGACGUGGUGGCGAACAGAAGCUGCGGCCAGAAGUUCGUGGAGGUGGCGUGGAGGUCGAGCCGAGGUGCCCAGAACUACACGGUGGCCGCGGUGGACGAGCAAGGCAAUCGCCUGACCUGCGUCUCUGGUCAAACCUCGUGCCGCCUGGACGGGGUGAUGUGCAGCCAGGCGUACAACGUCAGCGUGGCUGCCAUGGACGACUGGUGUACCAGCAUGAGGAGCCCACCGGUGAGACUCAUAACAGAGCCCUGCCCUCCUUCUAAACUCGCUGCCUCGGUGAACUGCACCGACAACUCCGCCGAGUUAACCUGGGACAGUAGCCUCAACGCCGCGUCCUACACCGGGAAGGCGACGAGCGCCGACGGCCACGCCGUAACCUGUGAGGCGGGACUGAAUCUCCGGUGCACGCUGAAGGGUCUGCAUUGUGGCAAGACGUACAGCUUCACCGUGUCGGCAUCAGACGGCGCCUGUCGAACUGUCGACAGCAAAUCGGUCAAUCACACAACGGCCCCAUGUGGUGUUCGGGAUGUGCUCACUGAACUCAACUGCAGCACCAACGCCCUGAGCGUAAGCUGGACCCCCGGUUCCAUCCCGGUCAACUACAGUGCCACCGCGGUGGCCGCAGGCGGCGCCGCGCUCCGCUGCUUCACGGAGGGUUACAAAUGCACGUUCAACGGCUUGCAGUGCGGCCUUCCCUACGCCGUGAGCGUGAAACCCAUCAGCAGCACGUGCGAAGGCCAGAGCAGCGUCCCGGAGGUCGUGAACUCAGUUCCAUGUGUCCCAUCAAACAUCCAAGGUGAUGUCGAAUGCUCCACCAACACGCUGCGAGCAUCCUGGGCCGCAGCUGCCGGAGCCACGUCCUACGUCUCCACGCUGCAGGGAGCGGCGGGUUUCUCCGCUUCCUGUCAAACGGCCAACCGAAGCUGCUCCUUCCCUAAACUGCAGUGCGCUCAGACGUAUAAUUUCAGCGUGGUGGCCGUCAACGACAGAUGCAACAGCACGAAAAGCAACAUCCUCACCGCAAAAACUGCUCCAUGUGACCCUACCAACAUCACCGCUUCCCUAAGCUGCCUCUCUGACGUGGUGACGGUGUCGUGGAGCGCCAGCGCCGGAGCGAAUCGUUACGCGGUUGUGGCUGAGGCCAGCGGACUCGUGGACUCCUGCAACUCGACCGGUACCGCCUGUAAUCUGACCGGGCUGCAGUGUGGCGAGAACUACACGGUUAUGGUGCUGGCGGGGGACUCCAAGUGCAACAGCUCCAUCCUGGCCAAAACCAACGUUAUUACAGCUCCCUGCGCCCCAGUGAUCAAGAACGACUCUCGUUCCUGCGUCACCAACCGCACCGUGGUCGCGUGGGUGGAGGACCGGGAUGCCGUCAGCGUGACGGUCAACGCCACCUCCGACCGGGGACACUCGCUGUCCUGCAGCUCGGCCGCCAACAGCAGCUGUGUCCUGGACAACCUGCGAUGCGGACACACCUACACGGCCCGGGCCGUAGCCACAGGAGUCCAGUGCAAGAGCAAACCCAGCCCUGCUUUUCAGAUUGUCACAGCGCCGUGCACUCCUGCCAACGUGGAGAACCGGUACGACUGCGGGACGGGCAUCGCCGUCCUGAGCUGGGACGAGGCUUUGGGCAGGGACAGCUUCUACGUUCGGGUCCGCUCCGGGAACCAGACGGUCUUCUGGACCACGAGCCAAGGCACCGACUUCUCGCUGCCUCCGCUGCAGUGCAGCCGCAGCUACGACGUGGAAGUCGUGGCCGUGGCUGGCACCUGCAACAGCAGCGUGCCAGGGGUCACGCAGAUACAGACCGCUCCGUGCGCUCCCACCAAUCUCAGCGCGUCCCUGUUGUGUGAAAACAACACGGCGGAGGUGAGCUGGCAGCACACCUCUGGGGCCGUGCAGUACACCGUGACGGCGGCGGGAAGAAACGGCGACCGCAAGCAGUGCACCACGAACACCUCAAGUUGCCAGCUACCCAACAUGCAAUGCGCCCAGACCUACAUGAUCGUCGUCAGCCCCUACUCCAACCGGUGCAAGGGCCAAGACACCGCCGCGUACACCUUUCAUGCAGGCCCCUGCCCUCCCACCAACAUCAGAGCGUCUUUGCAGUGUGCCGGCAACGCGGGCCAUGUGACCUGGGACGCCGCACUGCGGGCGGAGACGUACGAGGUCGCCACGCUGCCUUCUGCCAUGGAUCAACACGUCCACAGCUGCUCCACCAACGGAACGAACUGUUCGCUCACAGGCCUGCACUGCGGCGAGACGGUCGCCAUCACUGUGGUCACCAUGGAGAGAGGCUGCAGGAGCAAGCCCAGCGACCCGCUCAUGUUCAAAACAGUGAUCUGCGCCCCCACUGGCGUGACCGCGGUGACAACCUGCAGCAACAGCGACAUCACCGUAAGCUGGAACCUGAGUCCGGAGACCGGCGCCCAGUACUUCAUCCACUCCCAAAAAGAGGGCGGGGCGGCCGCCAACUUGACAACGCCGCAGCCGUUUCACGUGGUCAGCGGCCUGCGCUGCGGCGAGCUGUACACGUUUAAGGUCGCCGCUGUGAACGCUCAGUGCAGCAGCGUCUUCAGCGAGGAGAUCCAAGCUGAAACAGCUCCUUGCCCUCCGACCAACCUGACGGUCAGAACCGAAUGCGGCACCAAUCUGGCGACUCUGACCUGGGCUCCCAGCAGGUACGCCGUCUCCUACGCCGCCACCUUCACCGGCACCCACGGCCACGUGGCUUCCUGCUUCGCCAACACCACCAGCUGCGCCGUGAAGGUGGACUGUGGACGCCAGUACUCGGCAGUCGUGGUCGCCUCCACUGACACCUGCAACGGCACCAGAUCGGCUGCUUUAACCUUCGACGCAGCUCCAUGUCUGCCCGACCGGGUGGAAGCGGAGCUCAACUGCACUGCCAACUCUUUUGCGGUGCGGUGGAGAGGAACCCUGGGUGAUUUUGGCAUGUACACGGCCAUAGCCAUCGGCAGUGACAGCUCACGCGCGAGCUGCGACUCCGCCGGCACUCAGUGCACCAUCGGCAGCCUGAAAUGUGGCGUCCUCUACAGCAUCGUUGUCACCACAGCCUCCAUCGACUGUGGGACCAUUGACGGCUCGGACUACCAGAUGUACUCAGCUCCCUGCAAGCCAGACAACGUGUCGGUGAACCUGCAGUGCAGCACCGGCGUGGCGCUGGUCACCUGGGAGAACUCGGGCCCGGAUCAGCAUCAGGUGGUGACCGCCGUGGACGGCAGAGGACAGGCCGCCGUCUGCAACGCCAGCAGCUCCAACUGCACCCUGGACCAGCUGGAAUGCGGGAAGAAGUACGCCGUGAGCGUCGUCGGCCACACCAACUCCUGCAGCAGCGAGCCCGCCCUCGCCAAAGAACUCAGCACAGCUCCGUGCAUCCCCACCCACCUCAAAGCCACGGUGGACUGUGACAGCGGGAUCACCACCGUGUUGUGGGACGAAGCUCUCGGCGCCGCGUCGUACGCCGUCUACGCCCGCGGAAGCCUGGGCGACGACGUCGAGGGAACCAGCCAAAGCACCAACUAUAACUUCUUUAACCUGCCGUGUGGGCAGGACUACAACAUUACAGUGGUGGCUCAACACGACGCCUGCGUCAGCGCGGCGAGUGAAACCAUCACGGUCAGCUCGGGUCCGUGUCCCCACAGCGGUCUGCAGACCUCGCUGCAGUGCGACACCAACACGGUGCAGGUGUCCUGGACUCCUGGAAGGGGCAUCCUGAGCUACAACGCCUUGGCCGAUCCCUUCAGCAACGCAGCAGAGCAGAGCUGCUCCACCAACGGCUCCUCCUGCAACGUCACCUCGCUGCGCUGCGGGGAGACUUACAGGGUCAGCGUCAGUGGACAGGGACAGACCUGCCCCAGUCCUUCCCAGAACUGGAACAGGAUAAAUGCAGCUCCAUGUCCUCCCACCCAGCUCAGGGUCAACUCUUCCUGCACGUCGAACAACAUCUCGGUGUCAUGGCAGGCCUCGCAGGGCUCGGUGUCCUACAUGGCCGCGGCAGAAAACGCCGACGGUCGCCAGUGGUCGUGCAACACGAGCGGCACCGCCUGCCAAAUACCCGGACUGCUGUGUGGACAGGAGUACAAGGUCUACGUCGUUGGUAUCGACCUGGCCUGCUUCGGCGCCAAGAGUGAAGUGGAGACAAUUCGUACUGCUCCGUGCGUUCCAAGAAACAUCCAGAAACAUCUGGACUGUCCCUCUGGAGUCCUCAACGUGACCUGGGAAUCCACGGGCAACUUCACACGGUUCCGGGCUUCUGUAGAGAACGGGCGGGGCCACGUCAGCGUCUGCCGGACGGAAAAGCAUUACUGCGUGGUGCGCAACAUGGAGUGCGGGACGACGUACAAUGUGACCGUUACAGCCCAGGACGAGGCGUGCAACAGCUCCCUCAGCCCCAUAAAGCAAGUUAGAACAGCUCCCUGUCCGCUGUCGUCCUUCCAUCCUCGCGUGAACUGCAGCAGCGGCGUCGUGUCGGUCGCCUGGAACAGCAGCGUGCCGGGGGUCGUGUACACCGUCUCCGCCGUCGACGCAGCGGGCCGCGCACACAACUGCAGCGGCACGAGCAGCGGCUGCAGCCUGAACACGCUGGAGUGCGGGACGGAGUACAACGUCACCGUCAGACCGUCCGCGGACGCGUGCGUGGGCCGGGACGGCGCCACCAUAACCAUCAGAACAGUUCCCUGCGUGCCUCGGCUGUCAGACGUGGAGAUCGACUGUCUGACAAACUCGGCGUGGGUGACGUUUGACGUGUCCGCCGGGGCUGAGGGAUACAUCAUCGUCACGGCGGACAGCCGGGGCGCCGUGCAGACAUUCGAGUGCAACUCCACAUCCGACGGGAUGUGCGCUCUGCCGGCCCUGGCCUGCAGCCAGAAUCUCACCUUUACCUUGAUGGCCCAGAACGAACAGUGCAUCAGCGCGGCCAGCAAUGCCGUCGCCACCGAAACGGCGCCGUGUCCUCCUCAGGGUAUAAUGGAGACCGUAAACUGCGACAACGGCACCCUCUCGAUCAACUGGUCAGCCGUUUCCGGUGCAGUAACGUACACGGCCACACUGGAAGAGCUCAGCGGUGCCAAACCCAGCUGCUGCACCACAUCCGCCACCGGCUGUGACAUCAGAGACCUGCCGUGUGGAGAGAUGUACAUCCUGCACGUAACGGCGGAGGGACGCACCUGCAACAGCUCGGAGAGCGACGGGGUCAUCACAAGGACAGUGGCAUGCGUGCCAGAGAACCUCAAGGCCAACCUGAUCUGCAGCAGCAACGUGGCCUCCAUGUCGUGGGGCUACAGCCGCGGCGGACAGCUCUACACGGUGAGAGCGGUCGGCGCCAGCGGCCACGUGUCCGAGUGCAGGUCGCCCGACAACCGGUGCGAGCUGACGGACCUGCGGUGCGGAGAGAAUUACACGGCUGCCGUGACGGGCGAGGACAUGCGCUGCAGGAGCAAACCCAGCGACACCGUGAAGAUCAAGACUGUGCCGUGCACGCCCCAGAAUACGUCGGCCGUGAUGGACUGUGGGGCCAACUCCCUCGUCGUCUCCUGGUCUGAGAGCGCCGGGGCCGACUCCUACGUCGCCACGCUGCAGGACAGCUACGGCCGGAGCACCAGCUGCCAGGGAACCACCGAGGGCUCGUGCAACGUGACAGGGGUCGGCUGCGGCCAGGUCUACCACGUCUCCGUGGUCUCCUCCGAUGGAUACUGCAGCAGCCCGGCCACGGGUGUCCUCGACACGCCUUCAGUGCCGUGUAAGCCAAGGAACAUCAAGGCAGUGAUGGACUGCUACACAAAGACAGCCCGGGUAUCCUGGUACCCGAGCGACGGCGCUUUGUCCUACGCGGCGGUGGCCUCCACUGCGUCGGAUCAUAACGUCACCUGUGAGACCAACGCGACCUCCUGUGAGCUGGAAGGGCUGCGCUGCGGUCAGAGCUACGCUGUGUCUGUGAAAGCCGUGGGAGAGAGCUGCAGCAGCGGCGCCGACAUGACCGGAGAGCUGGUCACCGAACCCUGCGUUCCCGAACAAAUCACCCCUCUGUACAGCUUGUCCAUCGGUCAGGUCCAGUGGGACAAGGCUGCUGGCGCCGACAACUACACCGUCAGAGGGGAAACGGAGCAGGGCCUCACCGUCUCCUGCACCACCCGCGACAACUACUGCACUUUAUACAAUAUGGGCUGUGGGCAGGAGUACAACAUCACCGUCACAGCGCACAACCGAGUGUGCGAAGACGUGUCCAUCUCCACCGAACAAGCUGCUAUUAUGACCGAGCCUUGCCCGCCUAACAACGUGGAGACCCAUGUGAACUGUCAGGAGAACCUGGGAACUGUGUCGUGGGAGACCAGCUGGGGCUCUGUGGGCUACGAGGUGCAGCUCGCCGGGCGCGACGGCCACUCGCUCACCUGCCACACGAACACCACUUUCUGCAACGUGAAAGGCCUGCACUGCGGCGUCGUCUACUACACCAGCGUCAUCGCCGUCGGAGAGAUCCUCAACAGCAGCAGGUCCAACACGGUGUUGCUGACCGCAGCUCCCUGCACAGCCGCCAACGUGGUCGCCAGCUCUGACUGCGACAACAACACAGCGGCAGUCUCGUGGAGCUACGGCGUGGGGGCCAGCUCCUACACGGUCACUGCCGUAUCGACGGAUGGCUACCAGGCUUCCUGCGAGACCAGCGAGCUCCGGUGCGUGCUGUCGGAGCUGAACUGUGGUCAGACGUACAACAUCUCCCUCACAACCAUCAGCGACCAAUGUCAGAUUGAGACGAGCACCGGCGUUUCCUUCAGCACGCGUCCCUGUAAGCCGCUCCGCGUUGGCGUGGACCUCCAGUGUGGGACGAGCGAAGCCAACAUGUUCUGGGACGGAGACGAAGCCGCGGAGCUUUUCGUGGCCACGGCCACCAGCAGCGUGGGAACGACCUUGCAGUGUAACUCCACCAACUCCACCUGCCGGUUCCCUGGCUUGGAUUGUGGAGAGAAAUAUGUGUUUUCUGUCGUCGCAUUCAGUCACAUGUGCUACAGCGAAAACAGCAGCUCUGUGGAGAUCCAGACAGAGCCAUGCCAGCCAACCGGCUUGUCAGUCAACGGAUCAUGCCACAGUGAGAUGGUGACGUUGGACUGGAACGAGGCUCAGGGAGCAGAGCAGUACUUGGUGACCGCCGCCGGAGAUCUGGGCUACAUUUCAACUUUCCAAACCAACGAGACGAAUAUCGAAGCCGACCUGCCCUGCGGACAGAUGUUCACCUUCACCGUAACGGGACAAGACGAUCGAUGCCAGAGUGCCGUAAGCCAGCCCAAAAAAUACAAAACAGGUCCCUGCAUCCCGGAGCACCUGCAGAGCUACACGCGCUGCGAGGACAGCCUCGGCUCCGUCAGCUGGACCACGUACGCCAACGCAGAGUCGUACUUGGCCGUAGCGGUGGGAGGGGACGGCCACAUCCACGAGUGCACCACCAACACCACCGGCUGCACGUGGAACGACCUGCACUGCGGCGAAAUCUACACCGUUAACGUCAUCGCAAUCGACUACCAUUGCAGCAGCAUGCCGAGCAACAGCGCCACAAUUCGCAUGGCGCCAUGCAUACCUGGAGGGUUGACCUCAUCUAUCAACUGCUCUACGAAGGUCGGAUCACUGGCCUGGAACGCCAGCGAGACCGCUGAGUAUUACAUUGUGACCGCAGAGACAAACAGCGGCCACAAAGUGCAGCUGAGCACCAACGACACAUGGACCUUCAUCUCCGAGUUCAUGUGCGGCCAGGAGUACUUCCUGUCUGUUCAGGCAGCCGACUCUGUGUGCACCAGCCGUCCCAGCCAGCCUUCAACGCUCUUUUCAGAGCCCUGCCCGCCCACUCAGGUGCACAGCGUCCUGAACUGCUUAUCAAACAUCGCUCUGCUGUCGUGGACCGGCUCGGCGGGCGCGGAGUACUACACCGCCACAGUAACGGCAGACGACGGCCAAGCCAUGAACUGUGCCUCUGACAAGGAGCAGUGCGCCAUUCCCAACAUCCCGUGUGGAAAGAACAACUUGGUGACCGUCGUCGCUUCCAACGGGAUCUGCGAUUCGGCCCCCAGUCAAGCAGACAUUCUGCAGUCUGUUCCAUGUGUUCCCACUGAUGUGAGAGCGACAGUCGACUGCACCAAAAACGAGGCUGUUGCAUCCUGGAGCGUCAGCGACGGCGCUCUGUUGUACAAAGUGAUGGCGGUGAGCACGCAGGGCGCCCAGUCCUGGUGUGAAACGCAACACACAAACUGCACCUUGACCAACCUGACCUGUGGACACCAGUACCAUGUCCAGGUGGUAGCCGAGGACAACAUCUGCUCGAGCUUGCUAAGCCCAGCGGUUAAGUUUGAAUCAGUUCCCUGCACACCCAACGUCGGCUCGGUGGUUUUGGACUGCUACACCAACUCGGCCCUCCUGGACUGGGUGUAUUCUGAGGGCGCCCUGAACUACACGUCCACAGCCCGGUCCUCCAGUGGCCACGUUUCCACCUGCACCACCAACCACACCAACUGCGAACUGGAGAACCUGCAGUGUGGCCAAACCUACGAUGUGGUCACUGUAGCUUCAAACGAUCAAUGCAGCAGUCCGCCUAGCACCGCGCAGCAGCUGGAAUCAGUGCCUUGUCCUCCCGAAGACGUCGUGACGGUUCUGGACUGCGACAGCAACACGGCUCAGGUGGAGUGGCAGGCCAGCGGCGGCGCCGACUCCUACGUCGUUCAAGCGUUCGGCGUGGAGGCGCACGAAACCAACUGCUCGACGGACUCGCAGUCCUGCGUCCUGGCCGACCUGCUGUGCGGCUUCACCUACAACGUCAGCGUGAUCGCCAUCAACAGCGUGUGCAACGUAUCGCAGAGCAGCGUGCAUCACCUGCAAGCAGUGCCCUGUGUACCUGAUCUAGUGGAAGCCCGGGUGGUCUGUGAGUCUGGCGGGGUCAUGGUCUCCUGGGAGCAGAGCAAAGGGGCCCUAUCCUACACCACGGUGGCACAGGGCCACGGCGGGCACGCCUCCGUGUGCAACAGCACCACAACCAGCUGCCUGCUGGAUGACGUCCGGUGCGGCCUGAACUACUCGGUCACAGUCACCGCGUCAGACGACACGUGCAGCAGUGCUGAAAGCUUCGCUGUGGAGAUUGACACAGUGCCAUGUGUGCCACAGAGCGUCACGGCAGAGAUGGCGUGCGGCAACAACACAGGCGUGGUGUCGUGGGAAGAGCAUGAAGGAGUGUCUUUGUACCGCGUGCAAGCCUUUGGACCCGACGGUCACAAAGUGUACUGCAGCAGCAGCGAAACCAGCUGUGAGCUGCCCGACAUGCAUUGUGGCCAGCUCUACAACGUGACGGUGACCGCUCAGGACGGACGCUGUGACAACAGCGACGCCUACCUCAACCUAAAGUCUGUGCCUUGCAAGCCCACCAACGUCGGCGCUUCCCUCCGCUGCCACACAAACUCUGCUGCGGUGACAUGGGAGCGGGCCAGCGGGGCGAUCUCUUACGUAGCAGUGGGAGUUGCUGCAGAUGGGAGUCACCGGGCCGAGUGCAACAACACGAUGACCUACUGCGACCUGGAGGACCUGCAGUGUGGACAGACCUACAGGGUCAGCGUGUUCAGCCAGGACGAGUCCUGCUCCAGCGUGGAGAGCAACAAGACUGACGUGAAGACAGCCCCGUGUCCGCCUCAGAACGUGGCUGUGGACGCACAAUGUGCCAAAGGGGCCAUGGUCGUCUCCUGGGCUCCCAACCCCGACGCCCAGUACUUCCACGUGGCGGUAGUGAGCAACACCGGCGCGAGACUCUACUGCAACUCCAGCGGCAACGCUUGCACCCUGAACAACCUGCCUUGCGGGCAGCACUACAACGUCACGGUCCUGUCUGUCAGAGGCUCCUGUGAGAGCAAACCAAGCGCCGUGGUGGCAACUUGCUCAGCUCCGUGUGUUCCUACGAAGCCCGACGGCCACCUGGACUGCGUGUCAAACUCCGCCUGGGUGACCUGGACCCCCUCAGCGGGGGCAACCAGCUACUUCGUGCUGGGCAAGGCAGAAAGUGGUCACAACUCCAGCUGCACUUCCUCCUCCUCCCCCUGUGAGGUGGAAGACCUGAAAUGCGGGACCCUCUACACCUUCCAUGUCACGGCGAUCAACCAGCACUGCAGCAGCAAUCACAGCACCACCUUCGAGAUUGAGACAGGUCCUUGCGCUCUGGAGGCCAUCAGUGCAACAACUAAAUGCAACAGCGACACCAUCCUGGUCGAGUGGAAGCAGAUGCCGAACUCGCCCCUCUACCUGGUCACGGCGGAGGCCACCGAUAAAACCGUCCUCUCCUGCAACAGCUCAUCCAACUGGUGCGUCCUCCAGGAUGUCCGCUGCGGCCUGCAGUACAGCGUCAUAGUGUCAGCUUCCUCUGACAAGUGCAGCAGCCUGAGAAGUCCCCCAGCCAAGAUCAAAACAGCCCCCUGCGUCCCGAGCAACGUGACGGUGGUGCCGCAGUGCGAGGACAAGGGAGCCGCGGUUUCGUGGGCGAAAUCGCCCGUGGCCACAUCCUACCAGCUGACGGCCACGGGACGAGACGGACACGUGGCGAGCUGCAGCAGCCCGGAGAACAACUGCUCGCUGGCCGGCCUCCACUGCGGGCAGGAGUACGGCCUGAGCAUCACGGCCGUGGGAGACAACUGUACCAGCUACCCCGGCAACUCGUCCUUCAGAACAGUGCCUUGCCCACCUUCCAACCUCACUGUGGACGUCGACUGCCAGACCAACUUCGCCAAGCUGUCUUGGGAUCCCGCCGUGGGUGCGGUUGAGUAUUUUGGCCGCGCGGCGUCUGUGCACGGUGAAGCGCUGUACUGCGACAGCGGCAACGCUUCGUGCACGCUUAAAACCCUGCAGUGUGGCCACAUCUACAACUUCACCGUUAAAGCCUCUGAUGGCGUCUGCAACAGCUCUGUCAGCUCCCCUCUGCACGAAGGAGCAGCCCCAUGCCCUCCGUCUCGUCUGAGUGUCCGCAUGCAGAGGAUAAAACAAAUGUUCUGGGCCAGGAUAUCAUGGGACAAAGUCAACUGUUCGGACGUCGAGUAUUUGGCCGACAUUAAAGGCCAGAUUGGAAACGACCCGCAGACCCUAAUGAAAGUCUCCUCUUACUGGCUGCAGAGGCCUUACUUCGAGCUGCCAGUGCCUUGUAGCACAGCUUUUACUGUGACCGUGUUCUCAAGAAACUCGGGCGGAGUGAGCAAGCCCUCCAGAAUCCUCUCUGGGAUGACAGCGCCCUGUGCUCCACAGAGGGUGAUAUACAGCGGCAACCAAACGUCCGCCCUGUUGUCCUGGGAUGCUUCGGUGUUUGCGACGACCUACACGGUCUACAACGUAUCAGGGGACGGGCGCGUGAAGCUCUGCAACACCACGGGGCUGUCCUGCCAGUUGUCCAACUUCAGUCCCGCUUCCACCGAAGUCACAGCCAGCAACGCUGUAGGGGAAGGCAACCCGAGCCGAAACAUCACAGGUCCAGUGAGUUCCCGCAGAAGACGAGAUCUGCAACUCACUCAACUUUCCGCCUAUGAGGGAGAAACUCUCGAAACCCCAGAGGUGUUGGCAGUAACAGUAAGCGGAGGUUCCUUGUAUGUGAAGUGGAGGAUGGUGAACGGCGCAACCGAAUACGAGCUCAUCAUUGAGGAGGAGCAGAAAGCGGGACAGACGGCUCAGCUGCAGAGAGUGAGAAAUGCAGUGGGGGAUUUUUACACAGAGACUGACCUCAAACCCAUGACCACCUACUGCGUCAGAGUGGCAGCAAAAGACGGCCUGAACAAAAGCAGCUACUCCUGGCCAACGUGCAAGAAGAGCGGCGCUUUUUCAUAAAGAAACAACACACUGAUAAGCCCUGGAUGAAAGAUUUUUAUCUGGCUUAAAAAUGUCUUUUCCACUAAGUAGCAUCCAUCAGAUUUUUUUUUUUUUUGGUUUGUUCUAAAAGAACUUUAGGAUAAUAACCCAAAGAAAAUUGCAUUAAUAUGGCCAUUUUAUUCUGUAAGGUACAUUUUCACUGUCUCAGAGAAAUAAUCAAAACUGAAGAACGAAACAUUUAGCCAUUCAUAGCUGUCUAAAAGUAUUGCUGAAGUCAUAUUUAUCAAAUUGUUAUAUUUUUAAGAUAGGUCGUUAGACUCUUUGGAUGAUUGUUAAAACCUAAAAGAAAUUCAGUAAACGGAUAAUUUAUCAAGAAAUACCUUUAAAACCAUUCUGUAUAUUUUCUUGGGGAUGAACUCUGACUUCUGUUUGUGAAUUACAGGUUUUUCUAACUGUUUGGAUGAUGAUGAAAUAAAAAGAAAUCUAUGACUUACUGAAACAUA
Fundulus heteroclitus (mummichog) is the source of this 14852-nucleotide messenger RNA. RefSeq lists its product as uncharacterized. The record is from RefSeq and is a predicted model, not a curated record. Gene Ontology annotation, molecular function: protein binding. The transcript is spliced from 59 exons. Bases 1 to 14367 code for a protein of 4788 amino acids. Lineage: Eukaryota; Metazoa; Chordata; Actinopteri; Cyprinodontiformes; Fundulidae.